AUGGCUCUUCCUCUCACCGGUAAACUUGCCAUUGUCACUGGUGCCUCUCGAGGUAUCGGUCUGGCCAUUACAAAAGCCCUCGCUGCUCGCGGCGCAAACCUCGUCCUCGCCUACACAUCCGCCAACUCUGCCGCCUCAACAGCCGACAUUGCUUCUGAACUAGCCUCCAAGCACUCUAUCAAGGCUGUUCCUAUCCAGGCCGAUCUUGGUACUGUCGAGGGUCCUGCUUCUCUCAUUAAGCAGGCCGCCGAUGCUUUCCACCCAUUGCGCAUCGAUAUUCUCGUCAACAACGCUGGUGUUGCUCUCAACGACAAGGUUCCCGAUAUCAAGCCCGGUGACUUCACAACAAGCUACAACGUCAAUGUCUUGGGUCCUCUACUUCUAGUCCAGGCCGCAGUGCCUUACCUUCCAACAGACCGUUCGGGCAGAAUCAUCAAUCUCAGCAGUGUGAGCGCCAGCUUGGGUUUCGUGGGCCAGAGUGUUUACGGUGGCACAAAGGCCGCUCUUGAGGCCAUGACACGCACUUGGGCUCGCGAGUUGAGCGAGAGAGCUACUGUCAACGCCAUCAACCCUGGCCCCGUCCGCUCAGAGAUGUACUCGCGCAACUCGGACGAGUUCAAGCGUCUCAUCAAGCCCUUCAUUCAGAAUGCGCCUCUCAUGGUUGCUCGCGAAGGCAUCGACGAUCCCGAGGUUGUUGAAGACGCCAAGACGGCUGGUGGUCGUGCUGGUGAAGCUGAUGAGAUUGCUGGUAUUGUCGCUAUGCUUGCUAGCCCUGAGAGUGCUUGGGCUACUGGACAAGUCAUUUGUGCCAAUGGAGGAAUGAUCUUUGGUAUGCAAUAG
Fusarium graminearum PH-1 is the source of this 840-nucleotide messenger RNA. RefSeq lists its product as uncharacterized. The record is from RefSeq and is a predicted model, not a curated record. NCBI's taxonomy places the organism in Eukaryota, Fungi, Ascomycota, Sordariomycetes, Hypocreales, Nectriaceae. Gene Ontology annotation, molecular function: oxidoreductase activity, acting on the CH-OH group of donors, NAD or NADP as acceptor. The transcript has 2 exons. The coding region runs from base 1 to 840 and encodes 279 amino acids.